This is a messenger RNA of Parasteatoda tepidariorum (common house spider), 1530 nucleotides long. RefSeq names its product UTP3 small subunit processome component Sas10 (gene Sas10). The record is from RefSeq and is a predicted model, not a curated record. Gene Ontology annotation, biological process: maturation of SSU-rRNA from tricistronic rRNA transcript (SSU-rRNA, 5.8S rRNA, LSU-rRNA). Lineage: Eukaryota; Metazoa; Arthropoda; Arachnida; Araneae; Theridiidae. Gene Ontology annotation, cellular component: small-subunit processome; nucleolus.
AUUUCUAGAAAUAAGUAGCCGGAAACGUUUAUAAUUCUAGUAAAUAAACAUUGUACGAAUUUACAUGUGUUCAGAUUACUUGUCUUAUAGUCGUUUUCACUGCUAAUUUAAACUCCUAUCAAUUAAAACUCACAAUGAAAAGCCGUAAGGUUAAAGCUGCGGCGCGUAGCAAAGCCUAUAUGAAGAAACUAAAAGGUUCAAUUCCACUUGAUGUCGAAGAAAAUAGUUUUGAUGAACAUGAAGGAGAAGAUUCUGUUGAAGAAGAUGACAAUACUCAAUUUCAAGAGGAUAGCUCCAGUGAGGAGGAAGUUCUUCCGAUUACAGACGAUGAAAAUGAUAGCUCAGAAGAAGAGGAGGAAGGUGAAAAUGAAGAUGAAGAUUUGCCUGAUUUAAAUAAUUGGGGCAAGAAGAAAAGCAUAUACUAUAAUGCAGAUUUUGUUGACAAAGACAGAGGGAAGACCUAUAGAGAAGAAGAUUUAGAACUUGAAAAUGCUGAAAGGGAAGCAGCAGGCCUUCAACAGGAAACGGCAAUGCAGCUAGAUAGAUUUGAAUCUUCAGCAUAUUUGGAAGAUUAUGACAGAGCUCUUGAACUCAUAUCAAAAAAGCUUCCAUUGAAAUCUGAAGGGGAAUUACAAGAUGCUGACAAUCUUGAAAUUGAAAAGCUAAAGCAUGAAAGUAGAAAGUAUCCCAAGUUGUCUGAGUAUAAAGAGAAUUUCAAGGAAAAGUUUUCAGAGGUAAAUGAAAAAUUAGCUCCUCUCCUAGAGCUGUCUGAAAGAGUAGAGCUUGAUGAAAAAUUGGUCUAUUUCAUAAAACUCAAAUAUCACAUCCUUUUACACUACUUAUUGAAUAUUAAUUUUUAUUUCUACCUGAAAUGUUCAGAAGAUGUACCUGAAAAUCAUCCCAUUUAUAAAAAAAUAGAACAGUUUAAAAAUCUUGAUGAACAGAUGAACUCCCAUAAAAGUUAUUUGAAAGAAAUAGAAAGCAUUUCACUAAUGUUGAAGGAAAAUAAAGAUAUUUCUGUAUUUAAAGAGAAAGUAUCUAAACCCGAUUCAUUGCACAAAAGAAGCGAAGAUAGAAAUUCUGCUAGAAAGAGUAGUCCUGGAAAAAAUAAGUCAUUAAUUUCCAAAUUGUUUAGCAACGUUAAAGAAGCAUCAGAGAAAAAUUUGGUGCCUGGAACUGAAGAAAUGGAAGAAGAUUUUGAUGCAGAGAAUCCUACAGAAGGAACAGGUGACGAGAAAAGAAUGAUUACAUAUCAGAUUGCUAAAAACAAAGGUUUAAUUGCUAAAAGGAAAAAAGAGCAGAGAAAUCCUAGAGUUCACAAUCGAAUGAAGUAUCGUAAAGCCAAGAUAAGGAGGAAGGGACAGGUACGUGGUGUUGUUAAAGAAAUGAAACGCUAUGCAGGGGAACCAACUGGAAUCUCAGCCCAUGUCGUAAGAAGUACAAAAAUUAAAUAAGUCCAUUGUAAAUAUCAGUUGUAUUGUAUAUUAAUCACAGCUUUAUAUUUUGUUAAAUAAAGCUUAUGAAAUUUAA